AUGGAAGAGAAAGGCCACCAUUGUAGCUGGAAGUUCAAAUGCACGACAACUGAUUCAGCUGCUCCAUCCUCAACACCUGCAAGUGGAUCUGCCUCUCUUGCAACUGGAUCUGCCCCUCCUGCAUCAAUUGAAGCUUCAACUGGCAAUUCUUAUUUAUUGAGGAAACGACCUAUGGUUGUGGGAGCAUCAGACUUGAGUAAGGAAUGA
Messenger RNA from Prunus armeniaca (apricot), 207 nucleotides. The record is from the annotation of a GenBank genome assembly. NCBI's taxonomy places the organism in Eukaryota, Viridiplantae, Streptophyta, Magnoliopsida, Rosales, Rosaceae.